CACCAUCUCUCAGCCUGUGGACAGCACCAGUCUUUUGGCCCCUAUCACACAUACCAGCCCAGUGCCUACCUCUAGUCCAGGCUCCUUCGUGUCUCUGCCCACAAUCAGUGAGCCAGGCCCUACAUCCGCCAUUCUCCCUGCCAGCACGAUGCCUUUGCUCUCCUCCUCUGUGACUCCACCUAUUGUGAGCAGAAGCACCAUUGUUCAUCCCACCCUUUCUGCCCACAUUUCUACUGUGCGCCCCAUGUCUUCUUCUCCUCCCCUCACCACGGUUAUGCUGGCAACCACCUCAACGCCCACAGCUAUGGCUUCUACUACUACUGCAAGGAGCUGCCUCAAUGGAGGGCUGUGGACGGGCGAGGCCUGCGUCUGCCCCAGUGGCUUCACGGGAGAUCGGUGCCAGUUUGAGAGCAAUGUCUGCAGCAACGGAGGCUCCUGGAAUGGGCUCGAGUGCCAAUGUUCCCCCUUCUUCUUUGGGCCAAAAUGUGAAGAAGUGAUCGAUGGCACUAAGCUGGAUCUACCACAGAAGGCCUCUGCUUCUGUGAAACUGACCGUGACAGUGACCAGCCAGCAGUACAGAGAUAAGCUGGAGGACCAGUCUUCGGAAGAAUUCAAGAAUUUCAAUACCAUUUUUACAGAACAGAUGAAACUGAUAUACGCUGGAAUCCCUGAGUAUGAAGGGGUCAACAUCAUGAGCCUGAGGCCUGGCAGUGUGGUGGUGGAACACGAGGUCAUCCUGAAGGCCAAUUACUCUCUGGAGUACAAACAGGUGCUGGAGAAAGCCUCACAGCAGGUGAAGGAGAAAAUCCUGAAUGCGACAAAAAAGCAAAUAAGCAGCAGUAAUGGUACCUGCUCAGCCUACUUACUGUGCUUCAACUCAACUGCCACUGUGAUACAGAACGUCUCCAUUGUCCAGUACGAUCCUGAAAGGGAAUGCCGGGAAAUGGCUGGUGCCUAUGCUGCCCACUUCACGGUGCAGUACAAGGACCAGCAGCCAUACUGCAUCACGCCCUGCAUGCCUGGCUUCAACACCUCCCUGGACUGCCACUAUGGCAAGUGCCAGCUGCAGCUCAGAGGCCCCCGGUGCAACUGCCUGAUCACAGACACUCACUGGUACCAGGGGGAGACCUGCGAGCGAGGCAUCCAGAAGAGCCUGGUGUAUGGGCUCUCGGGUGCAGGGGCCGCAGUGGUGCUAGUGGUUCUGGUCGUCCUCCUGGUCUUUGCUCUGCACGCCAAGAGAGUGGCAGCAAGAGAAAAGUACAGAGUGUCUCAGUUGUACAAGUGGUACGAAGAGGGCGGCGCACCUGCCCCUGGGACCUUCGAGAACACUGGCUUUGCCAUCUGUGACGAACAAGAGCAUUAUGUGCAGCUGGACUCCAUCUACCAUAACUUCCAGCCUUCCCUGAACAACGUGGACUCCAAAACCAAGAUCAAAAUCCAGAAGCCCCAGGUGAUAAUGACAUCAAUGUGAGGCAAAGGUGCUUUUACAGGGAGGUGGAGAGUGAGAAAAACCUCAAUCUGACCGCGCUUGGUGGAGCGUUCCCCAUUGCGAGCAUUCCGCAGGAAUUUCUUGAGAAACAGCUCUGUACUGACCAAGGAAGAAGCCGCCGGAGGCUCUAGUGGGGUUGCUAUGAUGUCAGGCCUAGCCCUCCCACGACCUCGUUCAGCACCAAGGACAGCGUCCGACGCCCGGAGCCGCGGGAAAGUUUAACCCGGGGAAGGGAAUACACUGUGUUCCGCGAAAUGCUUUUCUCAGGACUGUGCUUGCUGUACUCAU
Molecule: messenger RNA, 1777 nt
Organism: Fukomys damarensis (Damara mole-rat)
Lineage: Eukaryota; Metazoa; Chordata; Mammalia; Rodentia; Bathyergidae
Gene: Muc17
Product: mucin 17, cell surface associated
Exons: 11
Coding region: 149-1471 (440 amino acids)
Source: RefSeq, a predicted model, not a curated record